Messenger RNA from Pochonia chlamydosporia 170, 2760 nucleotides. Its product is annotated as protein MGM1, mitochondrial precursor. NCBI's taxonomy places the organism in Eukaryota, Fungi, Ascomycota, Sordariomycetes, Hypocreales, Clavicipitaceae. Gene Ontology annotation, cellular component: membrane; microtubule; cytoplasm. Gene Ontology annotation, molecular function: GTPase activity; GTP binding; microtubule binding. The record is from RefSeq and is a predicted model, not a curated record. The transcript is spliced from 3 exons. The coding region runs from base 1 to 2760 and encodes 919 amino acids.
AUGAGUUCACAAGUUCUAGCCGCUGGGUUGCGGCCUGCCACACGACGCGCAUCAGUCUCUGUCACUCGACAACUACACAGAGUUCCCACGGGAGGUCUACUACGAGCCGACUCAUCCAUUCGAGCGACUAGGAGGCGCAUGUGGUUUGGCGGCAACUCGUUCCAUAAUGCAGUCAUUGCCGGAAUCUCAUUCGCCCGCUUCUUGCCAAAGCUAGUUGUCAAGUUCGCCAGAAUACCCGCUAUGUUCGGUGGGUUGGCAAUUGGUGCUUUUGCCUGGGUUCAGUAUCAAGCAAACCAGGCAAGUACUUAUGCCAUCGAACUCUUCCAUACCACCAAAGACACAGUCACCUCGACGGCGUCCAACCUGUUUGAUACGGCCAAGGAUGUUGCUGCUCAAACGCGUCAGGGAUGGGAGAACACGAAGGAGCAGGUCGAUGCGCCAGAUUGGCUCAAAAAAAUCCUUCGAAUACAUGAAGACGUUGGCACAGGGGGUUCGGGCGGACAAGGAGGUGGUGGUGACCCAAGACAGAGCAGAACCGGCGCUGCCGCGGCUAUUGGUGCUACUGCAGCAGCUUAUGGCUACGAAAAAUCCUCAGAGGAUGAUCCCCGAGAUUUGGAAGAGGUCGCAAAUGAUGAUCAAAUGAUGGUUUUAACGAAGAAAAUGAUCGAGAUCAGAAGCAUACUCCAAAAUGUUGGCCAGUCCAGCUCAUUAACCCUCCCCUCUAUUGUUGUCAUUGGCUCCCAAUCAUCAGGGAAAAGUUCUGUUCUAGAGGCUAUUGUUGGACAUGAAUUUCUGCCCAAGGGCUCAAAUAUGGUCACGCGUAGACCAAUCGAGCUUACUCUGGUGAACACUCCAGGUUCAGGAGAGGAAUAUGGAGAGUUUCCAGACCUCGGAUUGAGGCGUCUUUCAGACUUCUCGUCAAUUCAACGGACGCUCACGGAGCUCAACAUGGCAGUCUCGGACGCUGACUGUGUGUCGGAUGACCCUAUACACCUAACAAUCUACUCUCCCAAUGUUCCGGACUUGUCUCUCAUUGAUUUACCCGGUUACAUUCAGGUUGUUGGUCAAAACCAACCGCUUCAACUAAAGCAGAAGAUUUCAGAGCUGUGCGAUAAGUACAUCCAAUCUCCAAAUGUCAUUCUAGCUAUCUCGGCUGCCGACGUGGACCUUGCAAACUCAACCGCACUGAGGGCAUCACGCCGAGUUGACCCAAGAGGUGAACGGACAAUAGGGGUUGUCACGAAAAUGGACCUGGUUGAGCCCACACGUGGCGCUGCAAUUCUCAACGACAAGCAAUACCCUCUCCGUCUUGGCUAUGUGGGAGUUGUUUCCAAAGCACCAUCAUCGCACGGGUUGUUUAAGAUGGGGCAAGCAAAUCUGAUGACGACGAUAGCAAAAAAUGAGAGCAGCUUCUUCUCCUCGCAUCCUCUAGAAUUCGGGCCAGACGCUGGUGUCAAUGUUGGCACGACUACGUUGCGCAAAAAGUUGAUGCAUGUACUUGAACAAACCAUGUCAUCCAGCCUGCAAAGCACAAGCGAUGCCAUUCGACAAGAGCUGGAAGAGGCAAGUUAUGAGUUCAAAGUACAAUAUAACGAUCGGCCUCUGUCCGCGGAAUCGUAUCUCGCGGAGAGUUUGGACGCUUUCAAGCACUCUUUCAAGAAAUUCACAGACGAAUUUGGCAGACCACAGAUGCGAGAGCUGCUGAAAGGCGAGCUCGAUCAAAAAGUACUGGACCUCUUGGCUGCCAGGUACUGGAACAAACCUAUCAUAGAUUUGUCGCUGGCCCCAGAAGAGCCUGACCACAUCUCAGCUCUGCCGAAGGCAGAAGCUUCCUCGUUGUACUGGCACCGGCAGCUUGAUGCGUCAGUAUCAGCCCUCACUAAGCUCGGUGUUGGCCGUCUCGCCACUACUGUUGUGGCUUCUUCCUUACAAAAUCAUGUCGAUCAGCUUCUUAACAACUCCAAUUUCGCAACUCAUCCUUUCGCUCGCCAAGCCAUCUUGGAGGCAGCAUCAACCAUUCUCAAUGAAAGAUUCUACAGCACCAGUGAUCAAGUCGAGAAUUGCAUUAAGCCCUUCAAGUUCGAAAUUGAGGUUGAGGAACGGGAGUGGGCUCAAGGGCGGCAACACGUUGGAGAUGUGCUCAAGAAGGAACUAUAUGACUGCGAGGCUGCUUUGACCGGGCUUGAGUCGUCUGUGGGUGGUCGCCGAAAGUUAAAGGAAGUCAUGAAUUUCGUCGACAAGGCUCGGAAAGGCGACAUUACAGUUGAAGGCGACGGUAGAAGCGGUGCAGGCGGUUUCAGCGCUUCACUUCUGGCCAAAGGACGUGAGGCAGCUUUUCUUCGCGAUCGUGCUGAUAUUAUUAAGAUGCGACUCAUGGCCCUCAGAUCUAAGCAAUGUGCGUCUGCCAAGAAUAAAUACUACUGCCCUGAGGUGUUUUUAGACGCUGCAGCCUCCAAGUUAGCUUCUACAGCUGUUCUUUUCCUGAAUGUUGAGUUGCUUUCUGAAUUCUACUACAACUUCCCUCGCGAGUUGGAUCUCCGUCUUGGCCGCCACCUCACCCAGGACGAAGUUGAGCGGUUUGCGAAGGAAGACCCCAAAAUUCGCCGACAUCUAGAGGUAAUACGCAGAAAGGAGCUUUUGGAACUUGUUCUUGAAAAAAUGGACAGUCUGAAACAGCUAGAGGGCAGAGAGCGCGACCGACCGACUGGCACACGCAGGCCUGACGGCGAGAAGCAUCGUGGCAGAUGGGGCCUGUUUUAA